Messenger RNA from Prorocentrum cordatum, 891 nucleotides. NCBI's taxonomy places the organism in Eukaryota, Dinophyceae, Prorocentrales, Prorocentraceae. The record is from the annotation of a GenBank genome assembly.
GCCGCCCCGGCGCCUCGCGGCGUCGACAGUGGCUCCCUGCUCCUCCAGCGCGAUCUGGAGGGAUCCCGCCGCCGCUUGCUGGGGCGCCUCUUCCGCGGCCUCGACUCGCGGGCCACGAGGCUUUGGCGCAGGAUCGCGGAUGACGACGAGCGCCAGCGGAACCUGCUCUCGCAUGCUGGCCGGAGCAACGGCACGUUUUGGCUCGCCAUCCCGCACGCGCGCUGGAUGCAAGCCGGAUCGGCGAUCUGGCACAUCGCUUUCUUGAGGCGGCUCGGCGUUGCUUGUGCGCCGCCCGGGGCCACCUGCAGGCUGCGGUGUGCCGCUGCCGUCGAGGACGCCGGCGUCGAAGUGCAGGAGUGCGGCGAGGCGCUUGGCCGGCGCGCUGCGCACGUCCUGCCCUGCCCCUGGAGCGCCACGCGGCUGCGGGCCCACACGGGGGCCGUGCGCGGCCUCGAGGAGGAGCUGCGCUCAGCAGGCGCCGUCGUCGACCUGGAGCGGCGGGUGCCGGAGCUCCGCGCCGAGCGCUGGUGGCUGGACGUCAACGUCCGGUCGCCAUUCAACGCCUCGCUCGCCGACGCGGGCCGCGUCCCUGGGGCCGCUGCCGCCGCUGGCGACCAGGCCAAGGCGUCGCGCUACGGCGAGCAGGUGCACAGCAUCGCCGUCGAGGCGGGCGGUCGCCUCCGCGCCGGCGCCGCCGCGGCGCUCGCGGAGCUCGCAGCCGCCUCGCAGGCGCACGGCCGCCUGCAGCGCACCGGCCGCCGGGGGACGACGCCGCACGGCGCGGCGCUGAACCACGCGUGGUUCUUGACGAAGGGCACUAUGCCCAUGGGCGCAGGGCCGAAGGCAGAGUUAGAGAGGGUAGUGGAGAGGCAGCUCCAGCAGAUGGGGUAG